AUGGCAAGACAAACCGAGCACUAUGACGGCAACGGGAGACCAAUCGGUUCCACGCGAAGAACGGGUCCUGCUCGCCGUCAGGGCCUAUCAGCAGGGCCAAUUCAAAAGUACCGCAAGGCUGCGGCCGCAUACGACGUCCUCAAUCGACAGUAUCUGAUCGACUGCGCGAUGAACAACCUGAAGUUGACGGCGACGGAAGAGACUGCCCUGGUACAAUGGAUCUUGUCGAUGGACGAGCGAGGAUGCCGCCGACAGUGGCUUACACUCGUCGGAUGGCCAACUUAUUGCUUUCCGAGCGAGGCAAAGAUCCUGUCGGGGAAAACUGGGUGCGGAAGCAAAGUACUCGCCGAUACGACUACCAACGAGCCAAAUGCGAAGACCCCAAAAGAUCCAAGGAUGGUACGAUCGAGUCGCGGCGACGAAACAGAAAUGGGGAUUCUUGACGAGGAUGUCUAUAACUUUGAUGAGACGGGGUUUCAAAUGGAGUCGCUGCAACGGCGAGAGUCCUUACCCGGUCUGACCGGCGAGGUCGGGCAGUACUCACGCAGCCUGGAAAUCGAGAAUGGGUUACUGUGA
Molecule: messenger RNA, 576 nt
Organism: Hirsutella rhossiliensis
Lineage: Eukaryota; Fungi; Ascomycota; Sordariomycetes; Hypocreales; Ophiocordycipitaceae
Exons: 3
Coding region: 1-576 (191 amino acids)
Source: RefSeq, a predicted model, not a curated record